AUCUUCCAUUAGUUUUUAUUCGGGAAUCGGGAAGCAUUCAAGCAUAAGGGAAAUAACGAUCGUCAAGGUGGAUGAUCGGUACCGCAUAUCGGUUUCGUGAGAAGGACCGCACGGGACCUUUUGGAUUCGCAGCCUUUCAUUUUCUUAGCUGAUUCUCUCGCUCCGUUAUUUGCCUCGCCGCACCGUCACCGCCUCUGCCCUUGCUUCUGUGGCAGGAGCAAGGGAGUAUAAAUAACGCGCGCGAGAGAGAGAGAGAGGGGAGGGAGGGGGCGAAGGCGAGCAGCGUGCUUUACUUCUUUCCCUGUUCAUCUCGCGAGUUGAGCCAUGGCAGGAAACGAUUGGAUCAACAGCUACUUGGAGGCGAUCCUGGACGCCGGCCCUGGCAUCGACGCUGCCAAGGCCUCGUCGUUGCUGCUGCGGGAGAGGGGGAGCUUCAGCCCCACACGCUAUUUCGUGGAGGAGGUCAUCACCGGCUUCGAUGAGACGGAUCUGUACAAGACUUGGGUUCGGGCCGCGGCUAUGAGGAGCCUGCAGGAAAGGAACACGCGACUGGAGAACAUGUGCUGGAGGAUUUGGAAUUUGGCACGUAAGAAGAAGCAGAUUGAGGGAGAGGAAGCUCUAGGUAUUUCCAAAAGCCGCCUUGAACGUGAAAGAGCCCGUCGUGAUGCAACUGCUGAUAUGUCUGAAGACCUCUCUGAAGGAGAAAAAGGAGAUGCCAAUAAUGAUAUGCCAACUCAUGGUGACAGUAACAGAGGCAGAAUGCCAAGGAUUAGCUCUGCUGAAGCCAUUGAGGCCUGGGCAAGUCAGUAUAAGGACAGAAAAUUAUAUAUAGUGUUGAUAAGCAUUCACGGUCUCAUACGGGGUGAAAAUAUGGAGCUUGGUCGCGAUUCUGAUACCGGUGGCCAGGUGAAGUAUGUUGUUGAACUUGCAAGAGCAUUGGGUUCAAUGCCUGGAGUAUAUAGAGUUGAUUUACUUACGAGGCAAAUAUCAGCGCCAGAUGUUGAUUGGAGCUAUGGUGAACCAACAGAAAUGCUGACUCCAAGAACCUCUGAUAUGCAUGAGAUGGGCGAGAGCAGUGGGGCAUAUAUAAUUCGCAUUCCAUUUGGACCAAAAGAUAAAUACAUUCCUAAAGAACUUUUAUGGCCACAUAUCCAAGAGUUUGUUGAUGGUGCACUUAGCCAUGUUAUGCAGAUGUCAAAAGUACUAGGGGAGCAAAUUGGUGGGGGGAAGCCAGUAUGGCCUGUUGCUAUUCAUGGACAUUAUGCAGAUGCAGGCGACUCCGCUGCUUUACUCUCUGGGGCAUUAAAUGUUCCAAUGCUAUUCACAGGCCACUCCCUUGGAAGAGAUAAGUUAGAGCAACUACUGAAGCAAGGGCGACAAACAAGAGAAGAAAUAAAUGUAACAUACAAGAUAAUGCGUAGGAUUGAGGCAGAGGAACUUUCUCUUGAUGCUUCUGAGAUUGUUAUCACUAGUACAAGACAGGAGAUAGAAGAACAGUGGCGGUUAUAUGAUGGUUUUGAUGUUAUACUUGAGAGAAAACUACGAGCUAGAAUCAAGCGUGGUGUAAGCUGUUAUGGUCGUCAUAUGCCUCGUAUGGUUGUUAUCCCUCCGGGCAUGGAAUUUAAAGACAUUGCUUCACAUGAUGGCGAUGCUGAUGGUGAAUCUGAAGGAAAUGAUGACAAUCCAGCAAACCCUGAUCCACUGAUUUGGUCCGAGAUAAUGCGGUUCUUUACAAAUCCUCGGAAGCCUAUGAUUCUUGCACUUUCAAGACCAGACCCAAAAAAGAACAUUACUACUCUAGUGAAAGCAUUUGGUGAAUGUCGCCCACUAAGAGAGCUUGCAAAUCUUACUCUCAUAAUGGGUAACCGUGAUGAUAUAGAUGAAAUGUCAAGUACAAAUUCAUCAGUUUUGACUACUGUAUUGAAGUUAAUCGACAAGUAUGAUUUGUAUGGCCUAGUGGCAUAUCCAAAACAUCACAGGCAGUCAGAUGUUACUGAAAUUUAUCGUUUGGCAGCAAAAACAAAGGGUGUUUUUAUCAAUCCAGCUUUCAUUGAACCAUUUGGCCUUACCUUGAUAGAGGCUGCUGCCAGUGGUCUACCUAUUGUGGCUACAAAAAAUGGUGGCCCUGUUGAUAUACACAAGGUCCUUGACAAUGGUAUUCUUGUUGAUCCCCAUGAUCAACAAGCAAUAGCCGAUGCACUUUACAAGCUGGUUUCUGACAAACAAUUAUGGGCACGGUGUCGGCAGCACGGCCUGAAGAAUAUUCACCAAUUUUCCUGGCCAGAACAUUGCAAAACCUACUUAUCAAAAAUAUUUUCAUGUCGACCAAGGCAUCCUCAUUGGCAGAGGAGAGAUGAUCAGUAUGAAGAUUCUGAACCAGAUUCACCUAAUGAUUCAUUACGAGAUAUCAAAGAUAUAUCAUUGAACUUAAAGCUUUCACUAGAUGGCGGAAAAAGCGAAGAUAGUGGUACUGUUGGCAAUAUCACAGGUUCUGCAGAUGCCACUGCUGCUAAUGGGAAGGAGAAUUUGGAAAAUGCAGUUGCAAAGUUAUCGAAGGGUGCUUUAGGACCUGCAGAGAAGGUUUCAUCUGGUGAAAGAACUGAUCAUAACUCUCAUAAGCUUCCAUUGUUGAGGAGGAAGUAUGUUAUGGUGAUUGCAGUGGACUCUGUUGUUGAUGCAGAUCUUAUUUCAAUAAUAAAAAGUAUUUUUGUGGCUUCAAGUGACAGUAUGUCUGGUUCCUUAGGCUUUAUACUGGCAACACAUUUACCAGUAUCAGAGAUUCACUCUCUCCUUACAACUGGUGGCAUGGUUUCUACUGAUUUUGAUGCUUUUAUCUGCAAUAGUGGAAGUGACAUCUACUAUCCAUCUUCAAAUUCUGAGGAUCUCAUUUACCCUUCUGAGCUACCUUUUGAUCUUGACAUAGACUAUCAUUCACAAAUCGAGUAUCGAUGGGGCGGAGAAGGGUUGAAAAGGACCUUAGUUCGGUGGGCUGCUACACUGAAUUCCCAAAAUGGAGGAAAAGAAAUUGUUACUGAAGAUGUGGAACAUUCCUCAACCUAUUGCCAUUCAUUUCAAGUGAAGAACCCAUCUCUGGCUCCUCCUAUCAAAGAGCUUCGGAAGCCGAUGAGAAGCCAGGCCCUUCGUUGUCAUGUUCUUUAUAGCCAUGAUGGUAGCAAGCUAAACAUCAUUCCAGUACUAGCUUCUCGAUCCCAAGCACUAAGGUAUUUAUUUGUUAGAUGGGGCCUACAACUCCCAAAUAUGGUAGUAUGUGUAGGUGAAAGUGGUGACUCAGACUAUGAAGGACUACUUGGCGGAGUGCACAAAUCUGUAAUACUGAAGGGUUCUUUUAACACUGUUCCAAGUGAGGUCCACUCAGCAAGAGGCUAUCCACUGUCUGAUGUUGUGGCCUUUGACAACCCUAAUAUUCUUCAGAUUCAAGGUUAUGGGGCGAACGACAUCAAGUUUGCUCUAGAAAAGCUGGGUAUACUGAAGAAGUAACUGCCUCUGGACACAGAGAGACUUGAGUUAAUCAAUAAGGGACGGACACUGUUUUUAGUGCAACUUUCUUGCAAUAUGUUCCUUCAUGAGGGUGCUUUUGGUUGAAUAAAUAUUACCAGAGCUCAAAGCUUUUAUCGCACAAUACAGUGCGGUGAUCAUGUAAAUAUAAAACACAGAGCUGUGUCUUAACAUUUGAAUUACAGUUCUUGGACUAUGAAGCUUUUCCUGGUUUCGUUUCUGGAAAAGCUUUCUAUAUCAAUAUUUCUGUGUUCCAUAAGCUUGUGAUUCCGACUGGGUCACUGUUUCUUCGACAAAAAAGCUUGUGGCCAUGAAGCUGGGCAAGUUCUGAAAGGAUGACGACAGUUUGUAGUCGCUGGGAGUAAUAGUACAACUGUAAAGAAUUAAAUUUACUUAGUAGGCUAUAAAAUUGUUGAUUAUUGCUCUA
This is a messenger RNA of Zingiber officinale, 3943 nucleotides long. RefSeq names its product probable sucrose-phosphate synthase 4. Bases 325 to 3498 code for a protein of 1057 amino acids. The transcript is spliced from 13 exons. Gene Ontology annotation, molecular function: sucrose-phosphate synthase activity; sucrose synthase activity. Gene Ontology annotation, biological process: sucrose metabolic process. The record is from RefSeq and is a predicted model, not a curated record. Lineage: Eukaryota; Viridiplantae; Streptophyta; Magnoliopsida; Zingiberales; Zingiberaceae.